Messenger RNA from Erigeron canadensis, 2957 nucleotides. Its product is annotated as cullin-3A-like. Lineage: Eukaryota; Viridiplantae; Streptophyta; Magnoliopsida; Asterales; Asteraceae. Gene Ontology annotation, biological process: ubiquitin-dependent protein catabolic process; protein ubiquitination. Gene Ontology annotation, cellular component: cullin-RING ubiquitin ligase complex. Gene Ontology annotation, molecular function: ubiquitin protein ligase binding. The coding region runs from base 264 to 2483 and encodes 739 amino acids. The transcript is spliced from 2 exons. The record is from RefSeq and is a predicted model, not a curated record.
AAGAAAUCCAUUGAUUUAAGUUUAGCAGCUUUCCUUCAUUGUUUCUUUUCCUUUGUUGGUGGAAAGGGUUUACGAGUGUUUGCCCUCGAAUGGCUGUUACCCAUUAUUCUUCCCUUGUUCAUCAACCCUAAACAACAAAUCUCCACUUCUUUCCAAUCAUCCAGUCAUCCUUAUUAUUAAUAUAUACCAAAGUAACACCCUGUAUCUAUAUAUUGUUAAUUGUUAUCCCUUAAGUUAUAUUUGCAAAAAUAUAGAUAUAGAAAAUGAAUAUUAGUAAUAGUAGUGGUAAUAAUCAGAAAAAAAGGAACUUUCAAAUAGAGGCAUUUAAGCACAAAGUAGUGGUGGAUCCAAAGUAUGCUGAUAAAACUUGGAAGAUUUUACAACAUGCCAUUAAUGAAAUCUAUAAUCAUAAUGCCAGUGGCCUUAGCUUUGAGGAGCUUUAUAGAAAUGCCUACAAUAUGGUGUUGCACAAAUUUGGGGAAAAGCUAUACGUAGGACUUGUAUCCACCAUGACUUCGCACCUGAUGACUAUGUCAAAUUGUAUAGAGAAUGCCAACGGUGGAAUGUUUUUGGAAGAACUUAACAAUAGAUGGGAUGAUCAUAAUAAAGCACUGCAGAUGAUCCGUGACAUAUUAAUGUACAUGGACAGAACAUACGUGCCCAGUAGCCAUAAGAUACCCGUUCACGAGCUUGGCCUGAAUCUUUGGAGGGAUAAGGUCAUACAUCUUAGCGGGAUUCAGGUCCGUCUUCAAAACACUCUUCUUCAACUCAUACAUAAAGAAAGAACGGGUGAAGUUAUAAACCGAGGGCUGAUGAGAAACAUAAUAAAAAUGCUUAUGGAUUUAGGACCGUCUGUUUACCAACAGAAUUUCGAAAGACCUUUUCUAGAAGUAUCUGGAGAGUUCUAUAGGGUUGAGUCGCAGGAGUUUAUUGAGUGUUGUGUAUGUGGGGAUUAUCUACAGAAAGCAGAAAGGCGUUUAAAUGAAGAAAUAGAUAGAGUGUCACAUUACUUGGAUGCUAGAAGUGAGGUCAAGAUAACUAAUGUUGUAGAGAAAGAGAUGAUCACAAAUCACAUAACCCGAUUGGUCCACAUGGAUUCAGGAUUGGUCAACAUGCUUGUUGAUGACAAGUAUGAAGAUUUAAAUAGAAUUUAUAGUUUGUUUCAUCGUGUUCCUAACGGUCUGUCAACUAUACGGGAAGUUAUGACCUCUUAUCUACGGGAAACUGGAAAGCAUCUCGUUAGUGAUCCAGAAAAGUUGAAAGAUCCAGUGGAGUUUGUACAAUGUCUCUUAGAUAAAAAGGACAAGUAUGAUAAAAUCAUCGCUUUAGCAUUCAGCAACGAUAAAACAUUCCAAAAUGCUUUGAAUUCAUCAUUUGAAUUCUUCAUUAAUCUGAACCCCCGAUCUCCCGAAUUCAUCUCAUUGUUUGUGGAUGAUAAACUGAGAAAAGGUCUAAAGGGAGUCAGUGAGGAGGAUGUGGAGGAUGUUCUUGAUAAGGUUAUGACAUUGUUUCGGUAUUUGCAUGAGAAAGAUGUGUUUGAGAAGUACUACAAACAGCAUUUGGCAAAAAGGCUUUUAUCGGGAAAAGAUAGUUCUGAUGAUGCAGAGAGGAGCCUCGUUCUGAAGCUAAAAACCGAGUGUGGCUACCAAUUCACGUCUAAACUCGAGGGUAUGUUUACUGACAUGAAAACCUCCAAGGACACAAUUGCGGGGUUCUAUAUGAAGCAUGGUGCCGAUUUAGAAGCCGGUCCUACAUUGGCUGUCCAAGUCCUGACCACUGGUUCAUGGCCAACUCAACCUAGUACGUCAUGCAAUUUACCGGCUGAGCUCACGUCUUUAUGUGACAGAUUCAAGUCAUAUUACCUAGGGGCCCACUCAGGUCGAAGGCUAUCUUGGCAAACAAACAUGGGAACAGCUGAUGUGAAAGCAAAUUUUGGGAAGGGUCAAAAACAUGAGCUGACCGUUUCCACUUACCAGAUGUGUGUUUUGAUGCUGUUCAAUGAUACUGAUCAUCUCACCUUUAAAGAACUUGAGCAGGCUACAGAGAUCCCUUCAUUAGACUUAAAAAGGUGCCUGCAAUCGUUGGCUUGUGUUAAGGGUAAGAAUGUCCUUAAGAAAGAACCCAUGACUAAAGACAUUGGAGAAGACGAUGUGUUUUCUGUUAAUGAAAAGUUCACAAGCAAGUUUUAUAAGGUGAAAAUUGGAACCGUGAUUGCACAAAAGGAAUCUGAACCUGAGAAACACGAGACACGACAGAGGGUGGAGGAGGACCGGAAGCCCCAAAUUGAGGCUGCAAUUGUGCGAAUAAUGAAAGCCAGAAGGGUGCUGGACCAUAAUAAUAUUAUUGCAGAGGUUAUAAAGCAGUUGCAGGCUCGGUUUUUGGCGAACCCUGCUGAGAUCAAGAAACGGAUUGAGUCACUUAUUGAACGUGAUUUCUUGGAAAGGGAUGGUUCAGAUAGAAAGUUGUAUCAAUAUAUUGCUUAAAGUUAGACCUGUUGUUGGUAGUUAAGUGUCUUUUUUAACUUAUUGAACGCGGUUUCUUGGAGAGGGGUGGUUCAGAACUUCAGAUAGAAAAUUAUAUCAAAAUAUAAUGCUUAAAGUUGUACCAAUUGUUGGUAGUGAAGUUUCAUUUUUACUUUCUGCUAGUUUCAAUGGGGGCUAUGCGCUGUUCAUCAUUACGUUAGUCUCUUGCUUCUUUGUUCUUGAUGUCUAACUGAUCACUUGCCAAAUGCACAAGCCUAGCCUCAACCUGGAUCACGACCAGCCACUUGUUUAGCAAUGUCACCUUGGUCUUGGUUUGGAGUUAGAUGGGUCUCACCUUUCAAAAUAGCAGGACCGGUCUCGGACCAGCAGUCCUAACAAGCCUUGUUUCUUUUGCAUAGCAUGUUAGUGUUUUUAUCGUCGUAUUUUAGGUAAUGUGUUGUAAACUUGUAAUUGUAUAUAUUUGUUGUUAGUUCA